GCAGGUUAAUCAACCAACCACUCAUCAGUAAAGCAAAAAGCACACGAUCGUCUGGUUUUUCCUUUCGACUUGUCUCUCCGCGCUUUCUGCUCAAGUCAGCCCCCUCCUCUGCCGCGCAUGCUCUGCAGCGCAUGCCCGACGGGGUCUGCGCAGCGCGUGCAUCACAGGAAACAAUGAGGAUCCUGUUUACCUGUUUGCUGCUCAUGCUGCUCUUUGCCACUGGACUUUCAAAACCAGCCAAUCUUAAACCCAAACCAAUUGACAAGCGUCAGAAUGAAACCCCUUAUGAAAAGUUUAAACGACAGCAUGUAGAUGCCAAGAUGACUGCGAAAAAAUGUGAGGCAGAAAUAAAAAACAAGCAGAUCUACAAUGUUGACAACAGUUGUAAGGACACAAACACGUUCAUCCUUAGUGAUUACGAAAAGGUCAAAGCCAUUUGUAAUGGUCAUGGGUCACCUCAUAAGAAUACUUGCUUGACAGAGAGUAAAGCAAAGUUCAGUAUUGUUAAAUGUGAACUAAAGAAUAAUGGAGGCAGGAAACCCAACUGUCAGUAUAAAGGCAAACUUCUCACUAACAGAAUAGUUGUAGUCCAAUGUGGAGGAUUACCUGUGCACUUUGAGAAGGACAUAGUGACUUUUGAAUCCAAUAACGCAGCUAUAGGAAAAAUCCCCAUGGACGAUACCUCUGUACCCACAAAUAUACAUGUCUGAGAUAACAAAAGAGAAACAUUUAUCAUCAGCUCUGACUAAACGUCGCUGGAAACAUCUUGUUCGUCACAAGUUUUCACUCGAGCCUGUCUUAUCAGUAACCAUUUACAUUUUUUUGAACAUGUGAUCAGCUUCUAUUUCUUCACACAUUGCAUUAAAUAAUAUAAAACUAUUUUCAAACUAUAUUCAACCCACCAAUACUGAUAUAUUAAUUGUACUGACUGUAGGAUGCUGUGUAGAAAUAAUCUCUUCGAUCAAACUGGCUUCUAAUAAAAUAUUUUUAUUUGAUCGCAGAAUAGUAUGUAAUAAAUGUUUUUGCUUUGUUUAUUUACUUUUUUUUUUUUUUUUUUUUAAUUUUUGGCAUCACCAGUCACAGGACUCACAAGGUCAAAUGUUCAUAUUCAGCACCCUGCCUCUCGGAUGGUUUUUUUGUUUUUAAUGUUAUUAAAUUUUAUUGCUUUUGUUUUCAUUUUAUGCCAACAAUUCAUUUCUAAGAUGAGCUUUAAAGCAUCAAAAUUGAAAUAACUGACCAAAAGGCAAAAGUCUAAAUAUCGUUGCUAUCACUCCUGCUGCAAAGAUCAGGGUCAGACAUUGUUGGGCUUCCCUCUGUGUACACACCUGUACGAAGGAGU
Oreochromis aureus is the source of this 1339-nucleotide messenger RNA. Its product is annotated as ribonuclease-like. The coding region runs from base 132 to 710 and encodes 192 amino acids. The record is from RefSeq and is a predicted model, not a curated record. NCBI's taxonomy places the organism in Eukaryota, Metazoa, Chordata, Actinopteri, Cichliformes, Cichlidae. The transcript is spliced from 3 exons. Gene Ontology annotation, molecular function: nucleic acid binding.